This is a messenger RNA of Nannospalax galili (Upper Galilee mountains blind mole rat), 4786 nucleotides long. It is a transcript of the gene Adgrb3, whose product is annotated as adhesion G protein-coupled receptor B3. Gene Ontology annotation, cellular component: synaptic cleft; postsynapse; plasma membrane. Gene Ontology annotation, molecular function: G protein-coupled receptor activity. Gene Ontology annotation, biological process: neuron remodeling; cell surface receptor signaling pathway; negative regulation of angiogenesis. NCBI's taxonomy places the organism in Eukaryota, Metazoa, Chordata, Mammalia, Rodentia, Spalacidae. The record is from RefSeq and is a predicted model, not a curated record.
CUUAUUCCCCUCUUUAUUAUUUUUUCCCUUCCAUUUUUCUUUUAUCUUUUUCUAUUUUCUUUCUUCUCGUACGCAUGCAUUUUUUUUUUUUUUUUUCCUAAUAAGGAAUCCUAAUUUUUGAAGCUGAGCCGGGGAAAAAAUGGGCAAUGGUGAUUGGGACCGAAGAGGAGUCUCUCUGUCACUGUUGCUGGGACGCGUGCCUGUGCUGGUGUCUUAGAGCAAGAGCCUCCCGGAGCUUUCGGAGUGGAAGGCCAAAUGACAUAGGAUGAAGGCUGUUCGUAACCUGCUGAUUUAUAUAUUUUCCACCUAUCUCCUGGUUAUGUUUGGAUUUAAUGCUGCCCAAGACUUCUGGUGUUCAACUUUGGUGAAGGGAGUCAUUUAUGGAUCCUAUUCUGUAAGUGAAAUGUUUCCCAAAAACUUUACAAACUGCACUUGGACGCUGGAAAAUCCAGAUCCAACCAAAUAUAGCAUUUAUCUGAAAUUUUCCAAAAAGGACCUUAGCUGCUCUAACUUUUCCCUCCUGGCUUAUCAGUUUGAUCAUUUUUCCCAUGAAAAAAUAAAGGAUCUUUUAAGAAAGAAUCAAUCUAUAAUGCAACUCUGCAAUUCCAAGAACGCUUUUGUUUUUCUACAGUAUGAUAAAAAUUUUAUUCAAAUACGUCGGGUAUUUCCAACUGAUUUUCCAGGAUUACAGAAAAAAGGGGAAGAAGAUCAGAAAUCUUUUUUUGAGUUUUUGGUAUUGAACAAGGUGAGCCCAAGCCAGUUUGGUUGCCAUGUAUUAUGCACUUGGUUGGAAAGCUGCUUAAAAUCAGAAAAUGGGAGAACAGAGUCAUGUGGGAUCAUGUAUACAAAGUGCACCUGCCCUCAGCAUUUGGGAGAGUGGGGGAUUGACGACCAGUCACUGGUUUUGUUGAAUAACGUCGUGUUACCCCUGAAUGAGCAGACUGAGGGCUGCCUGACCCAGGAACUGCAAACCACUCAAGUCUGCAAUCUAACCAGAGAGGCCAAACGACCACCCAAAGAAGAAUUUGGAAUGAUGGGAGAUCAUACAAUUAAAAGUCAGCGGCCUCGAUCUGUCCAUGAAAAAAGGGUCCCUCAGGAACAAGCUGAUGCUGCUAAAUUUAUGGCACAAACUGGUGAAUCUGGUGUGGAAGAGUGGACCCAAUGGAGCUCAUGCUCAGUUACUUGUGGUCAAGGGUCGCAGGUGUGAACCAGAACUUGUGUAUCACCUUACAGGACACACUGCAGUGGCCCAUUAAGAGAAUCAAGGGUUUGCAAUAACACUGCCCUCUGUCCAGUACAUGGAGUUUGGGACGAAUGGUCACCAUGGAGCUUAUGCUCGUUUACAUGUGGCCGAGGCCAAAGAACGAGAACCAGGUCAUGCACACCUCCUCAGUAUGGAGGGAGGCCCUGUGAGGGACCUGAAACACAUCACAAGCCUUGUAAUAUUGCUCUCUGUCCAGCACCUUAUGAAAUAUGCCCCGAGGAUUACCUUAUGUCGAUGGUGUGGAAGAGGACUCCUGCAGGCGACCUGGCAUUCAACCAAUGUCCACUGAAUGCCACAGGCACCACUAGCAGACGCUGCUCUCUCAGUCUUCAUGGAGUGGCCUUCUGGGAACAGCCGAGCUUUGCAAGAUGCAUAUCCAAUGAGUACAGACACUUGCAGCAUUCAAUUAAAGAGCACCUUGCUAUGGGGCAGCGAAUGCUGGCAGGUAAUGGGACGUCACAGGUCCCCAAGACACUGUUGGAUUUAACCCCUGCAUCCGAUGGUGUCCAGAACUUUUUUCAAAUAGUUAGCAACCUUUUAGAUGAAGAAAACAAGGAAAAAUGGGAAGACGCACAGCAGAUUUAUCCAGGCUCAAUAGAGUUAAUGCAGGUGAUUGAAGAUUUUAUACACAUUGUUGGAAUGGGGAUGAUGGACUUUCAAAAUUCAUACCUAAUGACUGGAAAUGUAGUGGCUAGUAUUCAGAAGCUUCCUGCAGCUUCCGUUCUAACAGACAUCAACUUCCCAAUGAAAGGACGGAAGGGAAUGGUGGACUGGGCAAGAAAUUCAGAAGAUAGGGUAGUUAUUCCAAAAAGCAUUUUUACUCCUGUAUCAUCAAAAGAAUUAGAUGAAUCAUCUGUAUUUGAAAUUAUACUGUUGUUAAUUCCAAAAUCAUUGUGGUCACAAUAAGGCCUGAACCCAAAACAACUGAUUCAUUUCUGGAGAUAGAACUAGCUCACCUGACGAAUGGUACUUUGAACCCCUAUUGUGUCUUGUGGGAUGACUCAAAAACGAACGAAUCUUUGGGAACGUGGUCCACCCAGGGAUGUAAAACUGUGCUUACCGAUGCAUCCCACACGAAAUGCUUAUGUGAUCGGCUCUCUACCUUCGCCAUUUUGGCUCAGCAACCUAGAGAAAUAGUCAUGGAAUCUUCUGGCACUCCUUCAGUUACCCUAAUAGUAGGCAGUGGCCUCUCCUGCCUGGCUUUGAUUACUCUAGCUGUUGUCUAUGCAGCAUUAUGGAGGUACAUCCGCUCUGAGAGGUCCAUAAUUCUCAUUAACUUCUGCCUGUCCAUCAUCUCCUCCAACAUUCUCAUACUAGUUGGACAGACUCAAACACACAAUAAGAGUAUUUGCACAACCACCACUGCAUUUUUGCAUUUUUUCUUCCUGGCUUCAUUCUGUUGGGUUCUGACUGAAGCGUGGCAGUCAUAUAUGGCUGUAACUGGAAAAAUUAGGACACGACUCAUAAGGAAACGCUUUUUGUGCCUUGGAUGGGGUUUACCAGCUUUAGUAGUGGCCACAUCAGUAGGCUUCACCAGGACGAAAGGAUAUGGCACAGAUCACUACUGCUGGCUCUCUCUUGAAGGAGGACUGCUCUACGCUUUUGUUGGGCCUGCAGCUGCUGUUGUCCUGGUCAACAUGGUGAUUGGCAUUUUGGUAUUUAAUAAGCUUGUUUCCAGAGAUGGGAUCCUAGAUAAAAAGCUCAAACACAGAGCCGGUCAGAUGAGUGAGCCUCAUAGCGGUUUGACGCUCAAAUGUGCCAAGUGUGGAGUAGUUUCUACAACAGCUUUGUCAGCCACCACCGCCAGUAAUGCCAUGGCCUCUCUUUGGAGCUCUUGUGUGGUAUUACCCCUUCUGGCUCUGACAUGGAUGUCUGCAGUUCUGGCCAUGACUGACAAACGCUCCAUAUUGUUUCAAAUACUUUUUGCUGUGUUUGAUUCAUUGCAAGGCUUUGUUAUUGUCAUGGUCCACUGCAUUCUUCGGAGAGAGGUUCAGGAUGCAUUUAGAUGCCGGUUGAGAAACUGCCAGGAUCCAAUCAAUGCUGACUCUUCAAGCUCUUUUCCUAAUGGGCAUGCUCAAAUCAUGACAGACUUUGAAAAGGAUGUAGACAUUGCUUGUCGAUCAGUUCUUCAUAAGGAUAUUGGUCCUUGCCGAGCAGCAACAAUAACAGGAACACUCUCCAGGAUCUCUCUGAAUGAUGAUGAAGAAGAAAAGGGCACAAACCCUGAAGGGCUGAGCUAUUCAACAUUGCCUGGAAAUGUCAUUUCCAAAGUCAUCAUCCAGCAGCCCACAGGCCUGCACAUGCCCAUGAGCAUGAAUGAGCUGAGCAAUCAGUGUCUGAAGAAAGAGAACACUGAGUUGAGAAGAACUGUGUACUUAUGUACGGAUGACAAUUUAAGAGGGGCUGAUAUGGACAUAGUCCAUCCUCAAGAAAGAAUGAUGGAAAGUGACUAUAUUGUGAUGCCCAGAAGUUCUGUAAAUACCCAGCCAUCAAUGAAGGAGGAAAGCAAAAUGAAUAUUGGCAUGGAAACCUUGCCGCAUGAAAGGCUAUUGCACUACAAAGUGAAUCCUGAGUUCAAUAUGAAUCCCCCUGUAAUGGACCAGUUCAAUAUGAACUUAGAUCAGCACCUCACGCCCCAGGAACAUAUGCAGAAUUUGCCCUUUGAGCCACGCACAGCUGUGAAAAACUUCAUGGCCUCUGAGUUGGAUGAUAAUGCGGGACUGUCAAGAAGUGAAACUGGAUCAACGAUAUCAAUGAGUUCUCUAGAGAGAAGAAAAUCACGAUAUUCUGACCUUGACUUUGAGAAGGUCAUGCAUACAAGGAAGAGGCAUAUGGAACUGUUUCAGGAACUAAAUCAGAAAUUUCAAACUUUGGACAGAUUUCGGGAUAUACCAAAUACAAGCAGUAUGGAAAACCCAGCGCCAAACAAGAAUCCAUGGGACACUUUCAAAAACCCCAGUGAAUACCAACAUUAUACCACAAUCAAUGUCUUAGACACAGAGGCAAAGGAUGCUUUGGAGCUGAGGCCUGCAGAGUGGGAGAAGUGUCUGAAUUUGCCUCUGGAUGUGCAGGAGGGUGACUUUCAAACAGAAGUUUAACAAAAUCAAAGUGAACUGAGGUGGAGACAUAAUUGAAUGCACUGACACUUAAGACUUGGAAAGCCUGACAUUUCUAUCUGAACGGUGUGACUAUCCUCUGUCAGGAACUUCACGUGCCAAAUGUCAGUGGUGUUUUUCAUAUGGUAAUUUCUCACUGGUCAGGCUAGUGAAGAGAUGGCCAGGUGUACAGUUAUCACCACCCUGUGUUGUAAGUACCCGUGGAAUGGAUUUGUAAGGUAAUCUUUAUAGAUAAACCUCAAGCAACGAUUCUUGUUGUAACCGCUUCGUAUGGUUUAGUUUUCAGAAAACUUCACCAUGAAGCACAAUGUAUAUAUUUAUGCAGUUUUUAAAGUUUAUAACAGUCUGUUUGGCCAUUACUACACUUUUUACUUUAUAAUAUAAAAGCAAAGUUUUUGUCAUUAAA